Drosophila mojavensis is the source of this 301-nucleotide messenger RNA. RefSeq lists its product as uncharacterized. The coding region runs from base 37 to 219 and encodes 60 amino acids. The record is from RefSeq and is a predicted model, not a curated record. Lineage: Eukaryota; Metazoa; Arthropoda; Insecta; Diptera; Drosophilidae. The transcript has a single exon.
AUUUAGUACUUACUAAACAUUAAGACAAUAUACAACAUGCUCCUACGCUCGUUGACGCUCGUUUUCUAUGUCCUGGUGCUGGUUGUCCUGUGCCUGACGGUGGUGUACAGCAAGCCCGCCUGCAAUGAGGGCUUCUAUACCAAGAAUGGAAAUCUGAUCUUGGAUCUUCACAAUUUCCAAUCGCAAUUCGAUUGCGUGCAGCGGAUGCAUAGAGGCUAAGAACAGCAAAAUGUAUAAAUAUAUAUGAAUAACAGUAUAUAUAUACAUAUCGAAUCAUUUGUGAAAAAAAAAACAACAAAAA